UAAAGUCCAAACCCAUCUUGACUCGCCAGCGUCCCGUCUGUUUGUUUCGCAAUGCCUACAUUUCACACGAAGCAAACUUCAGCAACUGAAAAGUGAUCACGACAUGCUCAGUUCUAUGGCGUCUCUGACCGAAGAACAAGUAGCCAACGUUGAGCCUUUAUUGGACAAUACCACCUUGCAACAACCUACAUCAGCCGAUGCAGCCACAUCGCAGGUGUCCGCCACUUCACCGUCGCCGAACCAUGAUUCAUCGAUACCGCCUUCACUACCUACGAUGCAUCCAGUCUCCUUGCCUGUGCCGCCUACAGGAUCCAUUGAUCCUAGGGACGUCGUUUCUGGUCAUCAUGAAAUUCCGUCAGAAUUACUUCACAUCAUGCAGGAAAUUUUUGGACCUUCCAACGGGAUGGAAAAAGAGGAACUUCAAGAGACGGCGGAAGAAACACUGGCCAAUGAUGACUACAACACGAGUGAUGCUCGCGACUAUGGGUUCGAUUUCCUUGAAGGCGAUGAUGACAUUGAAGAGGAAGAAGAAGAUGAAGAAGAAGAUGAAGAGCAAACAAGACGAGCAUUAACCUAUAUGCUUGAACAAUUCGGCGACACGCUCUGAAACCCAUCAUAUUAUACCCAUCCGAAUUUUCAUUUCAGCGGAGGCACAGAUCAAGUGCUGGUUUUUGUCACCGCCAUAUCACCCGUCGUAG
This is a messenger RNA of Radiomyces spectabilis, 698 nucleotides long. RefSeq lists its product as uncharacterized. The record is from RefSeq and is a predicted model, not a curated record. Bases 104 to 607 code for a protein of 167 amino acids. The transcript has 2 exons. Lineage: Eukaryota; Fungi; Mucoromycota; Mucoromycetes; Mucorales; Radiomycetaceae.